Messenger RNA from Pocillopora meandrina, 16358 nucleotides. NCBI's taxonomy places the organism in Eukaryota, Metazoa, Cnidaria, Anthozoa, Scleractinia, Pocilloporidae. The record is from the annotation of a GenBank genome assembly.
UGACAGUCAUGGCAGAGUGAUUCAGCGCAAAAAUACAGUCUUUCCACGGAAAACUUUUAGUUCUUAAACAUUACAUCCAACGUCGGAUUAUUAUUACCUAAGGAACGCUCUUACGACAGAAAGGAAGCUGCAGCUUUCAUAACUUUUUUUUGCAAAUAUCAACGUCAUCUCACACAAACAGUGAAUUGAACUUUAAGCGAAAGAUGUCGUGAAGAUAUUUGUCCAGUCCUUCCACAGUUUGUUUUCGGUUGGUUUUUGGUCAUUUAUUCACACAAUGAACGCUAUCAUCGCCCUGUGUCACUUUUGCGAAUUUCAUGGACCAAGCGUCUUGUUCUGUACUCAGGUAAUCCUUGAAACCAACUUUGGAAUUUGUCUGCUACAUAGCAGUCCACAUACGUAUAAAGAUUCAAAAGAUUUAUUCAGCUAUGCCUGUACAUUUUUCGGUAUAGUAUAAUGCUGUCGCUAAAUGAUACCUGCACGUUUAUUUUACUGUUUGUAAAGAGUUCUUAACCAUUUCACUCCCGGAAGUGACAUAACCUGUCUAUUUUUCCGAAAACAAAGUCAUAUCUACAUUUUUAAAGUAACUUAUACAGAGCUGGAGACUGGAGAUUUUUUUUCUGUAGUUGGCUUUGCUUUGCUGAUGAACAAGCACAGAAAAGUUUACCAGCGACUUGCUCCUAUGUUCAAUGUAUGCGUGAGUUGAGUUACCAAACUAAUUUUGCUCAUAACAGGGAUCGAAAUGUUAUGUUCAUGUACUUGUAAAUGGAAACACCUCAGUUGAUCACACAGAAGACACUUCACUGACGAUUGUAAACACAGAUGAGUAUCAUAAAGUCAGCUACUUGAUAGUCCUGAGAAAAAAUUAAACAAAGACACCAUCUAAACAAAUAACUUAUAUAUUUAUUCAUUUGCAAUAUUUAUGCAGGCUGGCUUAGUUCAGCUUCAAGCUAGUUUGAAUGUGGGCCUGCUUACUGAAAUGCAAGUGUUGAUAGGAAAAUUCUCUCUCUUUUUUUUUCUCUGGUUAUAGGCAUUUCAUUGUGAAGCUCAUGACCCCUUAAAGGGAACCAAUACCUCUGUUCUAGAAUGUGGAGCUUGCAACAAACGGUAAUUGCAUGAAUGACACUUUUUGUGUGCAUGUGUGAGUGUGUGUGUUUGGAAUUCGUUGUUUUGAAAUUUGUUGGUAAAUUUUUUUGUACAUAUGUGCUGCUUAAUUAUCACAGAUUUGUGGUAUUUGUAUUGACAAACACACAAAUGCAUUUGGGAUCAGACUGAGAAAAGUUUUUGAAAACCAACCAGUUACAAUGGCACAUCAUGCUCUCAAGGGUGACAUGAAAGAUUAGUAGCAGUAAACAGUCAAAAUGCUGAUUAGAUUUGUAUAUUUUAUGGGAAAAACAGUAAUUCUCAAUUGGUAAUGUGCCUUUCCACUGAAACAACCUGUUUUACCAUAUGGAUGCUGUGAUAAAUAUUUGAUUAGUUGCAUUUUCUUUUCCUCAGGAAUUUUACACGGUUUGGGUCAGAUACUCCAGGAUCAAGUACACAAGGAUCACGUGAUGUCUGGGCGUCAUCCAGAUCAAGCCAAUGUGAGGUAAAACAACAUUGACAUCAUAAACAGAUAAGCUUGUGGAUAUCAUAAUAAAAUUAUCUUUAGGCCAACAUAUGUGUGUUAUUGACCAAGAAUAAUGUCACAAUGGCUGAAUAUAGGCCAAGUUUUUGUUGCAGAUUGUUUCAAAAAAUGUAUGAUAAAACAAUUGUUGAAUUCAGUUUUUAUGAAUUACGUUUAAGUGAAUUAUCAAACCUCAUGUCCGUGUAAGCUUUUGGCCUAGCAGAUAACUCAGACCUGGGUUAUAAAUUGAUAAUUCUUGUCAUCAUGUUCAACCUCAUCCGAUAAUUGCCUAUUGUUAUUCUGAUGUUACUGCUGUAGUCUACAUGUAAUAGAGGUACCCUUUGACAGACUUUUGAACUAACCAACUGACACAGCACUUAUCUGACAAAUUGCAAACAGGCUCUGAUGACUUGAUUAACUGCCUUAUCAACUUUCUAUAAACUGAAUAUCUCACUGAUGGUCUGAAGGGAUGACUUACUGGCUGACUCACUCGUGGGCUUGUUGAUGGACUGACCGACCAAUUGAUUGUAAACUUCUGUAACUGACUGCUUUGUCAUGAAGUGAUUACAAGAGGCCUAUUUACAACCCCAAGAUUUCCGUAUCUGAUGUAUACCUAACUCGUUACCUUUGUCUAACCAUUUUUUAGGCUUGCAGGUCUCUGGAUCACACCCAUGCAGGAUACAUCAGUAUAGAUCAUGAAGCACAUAUCAGUUACUACAGCAACAGGUCACCAGAGCAGCCAGAGUUAUACAGUGUAGUAAGACAGGCUUGUGUUAGAAGGUAAGAACUGGCUUGGCAAUAGCUUUAAUGAAAGGUAAAGCAUCCUCUUAUUAUUAGUCUAUCCUGUAUUCUUUAUUGAAUGCCACAGUGAAAAAAUGGCAAGUCCUUGCUUGAGAGAAUGAAACACAGUACUAUAAUUAUGCCCAGGUUUCCAUAAUAUUUCAGCAUUAUUUGUCAUUAGCCUGUUAAACCCUAACAUCGGUAUGUAUGUUCUCCAUACUGUUCCCUAUUACGUUUCCAUUGUUACCUACAGGAAGAAUUUGUUAAGAAAUCAAGAGCUUCUUAAGACUGCAAGCAUUUCCUUUAUGCUCGUGACCUCAAUAGUGAUUCAGGGCUGAAACUUGAAUGUGAAAGCAAUCUUCAUAGUAAUGAACACUACUUGAGCAGUAUAUGAUUUUCAUAUAUUCACAGUCAUUUAGGACUGAAACUGUUGGGUGAAAUUAGAUACUUAGCUCUCUAAGGGUGUGAAGGGUCAAGUUGUUAUUCAUCAAGCUCAGCCAUUAUAUUCCCUGUUGAAAAGUGAAUUUUUUUUAAUGUUUCAUCUAGUAAAGCUGACACACAUGUUUUUGUAUUGCUUUAUACAAUACCUUCACUCACUUUCCUUCCUUCACCAAUGUUAAAGUUAGGUAGCACCCUGCUCCUCAUGGCUCAGACUCUGAGGCAGCAGUACCUGUACCCCUCUUAGGAUGCAAAUAAACAGUGCAAAGGUACAAUCAUUAUUAAUAGCACUUGUAAAUGUGGAAUGUGAAAUUCUCAGAGUGGGAGUUGAUCCAAAAAGCCCUAAAUCUUACCCUCCUCUUUAUCCUCUAAUCCUCUACACCUUUCACUUAAACAUUUCUUUUUCUAGUUUGAGCUGCGAGGUGUGUCCAGGUCGCGAGGGUCCAAUGUUUUUUGGAGAGGAGACAUCAGGAUAUGUUUUCACUCACACCUUCUUUCUGAAGGAUUCUCAGUCAAGAGGAUUCCAAAGAUGGUAUGUCAAACAGCAAGAAACAGUGCACAUGUCACGGCUUAGAAUAGUUAUUACAAUGCCAAAAGAUGUGUGGGGGAAGGGGUGGGGAUGGUUCAUUAUGAUGCCAUUUUUAUAUAAUUAUACACCUACAAUGAAACACCACAUCCAUGGAACAUCAUUAAGAAAGAUUUCUGUAGUUAACCCUCGUACCAUUAAAAUGUAAAGCUGUUCAUUCAUCAUAUACUGACAAAACUUUAGACCCUUUUUGAAACAUUCCAAAAAAUAAUAAUAAUUGCUGUUUUCCUUAUUCUUUUCUAUAACUCUUUUACUGAAGUUCCCCUAAUUCCUGAUCACAAAGAUCAAAAAGGGUUCCUUUUUAAGAGGUGAAUUCCAUUUUAUGAGGUUUCCUGUUAAUGGGAAAGGCCCUCACCAAAGAGGUAGGGACAUUAUGAUUUUUAUCCUUAGAGCAGUUGCCUAUGAGGGGAGCAUUCCUAUAAUGGUCAAGAUCCCUUGCCUCUUUUUCCAAUGAAAAAUGAAUGUCCCAUUGUAGGUAUUUUACACAGUCGAACAGUUAUUUGCAGUUGUGAUAUUCACCAUACUUGUGAUAAGUCAAUUUCUCUCUGUGCUACCAGCAUUGUGGUACCUUUCCUUGCUGUGACAACAUUUUAGAAAGAAUGCUUGAAGCUCCUUCAGGACAUAAAGAUUAUCAUUUGGGUAGUUAGGUUACCAAGAGGUUUCAAAAUGAUCUUUUAAUUGUACAUAUAGGCACACUCCUUACUCACAUAUUUCUAUGUUUCUCCCAAGGUAUAGCAUAAUUGCAGUUAUGAAGGAUCGCAUUUAUUUGGUGAAUUCAUGGCCAUUCCUUGUGAGGUACUGCAAGUUUGCAAGUAGGAUGUCUUCCCAUCAAAUGCUGGCAGUGGAGAACACCUUAGGAGUUGUCUCUCCUAUCGCAGCAUUUGCUGACUGAAUAGUCCCACCCUUGCAUUGAAGUGUCUGUUACAAGUAUUAGAAACAAAAGUGGAAAGUCAUGUAAACUGUAUGUGCAAAGACAUGAAUGACAUGCUAACAGCAAAAAUGAACACAACUUCUCUGCAACAAUUAUGCUCUGACAAAGGGCUAACGCGUGAAACAUCAGCUUUGUAACUCUUUACAGUGGCCAAUUUUCAUUAUCAACUGAAUAAAUUUAGUAUCAUCAACUCAGUUGAUAAUACUAAAUUACCUAAUUUUUCUGCAACAGUGUUCACCUAAAUUUACACAGUAGCUAUUUUCUCCAAUUGUAUGAUACAAUAAGAGAAAUAGUAUUGAAGACUCUCUUGAUUUAUGGCAGCUGCUUAUUACUUCACUUUAAUACAUGUAUCAGCAGUAGUCUAAAAACCCCUUUUGACUGAUUGAUCAUCAGUACCUUUACAGAGACCUCACUGUAAAUUUCGCUGUUUAUGACAAUGUUAAUGCCACUAUAACAGUCACUGUGACUGUUAUUGACUCUGUCACUGUCAAUCUCACUCUCAUUGUAAUUUUCAUAGUCACUGUUAUUCUACAGUGUAAGUUGUGAGUUUUUCCUUGACACUUCCAUUUAAAAUUUCAAUGUUGAUUGAUUUCAUAUACAAUAUAUCUGAUUUUUGAGAAUAAUUAUUUGAUGUUUCACUAAGAAAAUGUUUUACAAAUUUGUGUUUUUUUCUUGUUUCCAGCAAUUUCAGGGAACUGAUAGAUGAACUGCAGGCUAAGGUAUGCUCUAGUUAUUUUGAAUACCUGUUUAAGUGCAGAGAUUUUCCUCACUUGUACUGCUAGAAGCUGAACUCAAACUACCCUGGUGAAAAACCUCACAGGAUCUUUGAGGAUCUUCAAGGAUUGACAAAGACCUGCCAAAGAUCCUUAAGGACAAGGAUCUUUAAAAGAUCUUUAAAGGAUCUGUAAAAGAUCCUCAAAGAUCUUUGUAAGCAAAAACAUUUGUUAAGAUCCUCAAGGAUUUGAUAAAGAUCCUCAAAGGAUAUUACAAAGAUCCUCAUAAGGAUCCUCGCAAAGUUCUUUUCAAGGAUCCUUCAAGAUCCUCAAGGAUUUAUCAAGGAUCUUUCAAAGACCCUCAAAAGAUCCUUUCAAGGAUCCUUUCAAGAUCUUUGUAAGGAUCCUUAAGGAUUUAAUCAGGAUCUUGCAAGGAUCCUAGUCAAGAUCUUCGCAGGAUCUUUUUGAGGAUCUUUCAAGAUCCUCAAGGAUUUAAUGAGGAUCUUUUAAAGACCUUCCAAAGAUCCUUUCAAGGAUCCUAUUAAGAUCUUUGCAAGGAUCCUUAAGGAUUUGAUCAGGAUCUUACAAGGAUCCUACUCAAGAUCUUUGCAAGAUCUUUUCAAGGAUCCUUCAAGAUCCUCAAGGAUUUAAUGAGGAUCUUUUAAAGACCUACAAAAGAUCCUUUCAAGGAUCCUGUAAAGAUCUUUGCCAGGAUCCUUAGGAAUUUGAUCAGGAUCUUAAAGGAUCCUUAAGUCAAGAUCUUUGCAGGAUCUUUUCAAGGAUCCUUCAGGAUCCUCAAGGAUUUAAUGAGGAUCUUUUAAAGACCUUCAAAAGAACCUGUCAGGGAUCCUGCUAAGAUCUUUGCUAAGAUCCUUAAGAAUUCUAGUCAAGAUCUUUGCACAAUCUGUUCUACAAUCCUUCAAGAUCCUCAAGGAAUUGAAAAGGAUCUUCCAAAUAUCUUUAAAAGAUUCAUUUCAUGAUUUUGUACAGCUCUUUGCAAGGAUCCUUUUUUAAUCUGAUAUGGAUAAUUUAAACACAACAAGGAAUUUUCGCAGAAAAUUAUUGUGCAAUAAGUGUAAUGAAGGUUAACGCAUAGCAACGCCAUGCUUGAGGCUUUAGGGGAAACUUUGUGACAACUUACAUGACAGUAAAUAGGGUUUUGCAUUAUGGGAUAGGAAUUUAUACGCGCCGAGAUUUUUAACGGUCGCAUAAAAACAUAAGAAGCUCGUUGUUACGGCAAAUAUCAUCGACAAUGGUCGGAACUAAGGGAAAAUGUACACAGAAAUAAAAAGUAAAGGAAAGGCGUUUUCUGGAGUUCAGAAACAAGCGAAAAGAGAGACAGAAAUAACCGCAAUCGUCAAUCAAACUCCAAGCAGGUCUCGCGAUUGCUCUGACUCUGAGGCUUAAUGAAAAGAAUUCAUUGGUACUUCUGGAAAGAAAAUGAAGAUGCCAUCCUCGCCUAAUGAUUCUUGCUCUGAGCUCUUGGAGAGUGAGGAUGCAAAUGAUGUGUUACAGGGACAAGGAUAAAGGCUUAUCGAUCUAGAGAGAUUCUCCUCGACGCUCACUGAAGGACAUGUUUCUGAAGAAGGUGUGAAUUUACUUGGUUCUGUGUAACAACUUAAAAAGCUCUUUUAGAGGUUGUCAUAUGAAUUCCCGAAAACACUUAUUUUGUACCUCAGGAUGUAUUAGUUCAAUUAAUCUGAAGUUUUCAGGGCUGUAUCCUCUUACUGAGUUGAGUUGGAUAAGCUGACAGUUUCUCCAUAAGCUGAAUUUUAUGUAAGAUAUUGUGGAAUAACUCACCUAAUAAUCUCGGUGAACUUUGAACGGGCACUGUGCCCAUAAUAUAAACGACUCCAAAAGUUCCUUAGCUCAUCCAAAAGAACGACCCUAGUACUUUGUUUUGACACUAAAAACACUUGAUUUCAUGCAAUCUUUGUGCAGUUAUCUUUUCUCAAGUAUGCCUAGGUUUUUCACACCAUGUGGUGGACAAAUUGAUCUGAUGUCAAAUAACAAAUUAGUUUAGGGCAACAUAUUAGUUAUAUUCAGUAUGUGUGAUUCCUAAGCUUUCCUUUGGUUUAUAGGUUAAUAUGGUUCAGAAAUAUAGUCAUUGAAGUACUCUUGUUUGCCUUUUUUUCAUGUUUACCCCCUCUGUAAGAGUAGUCUUAGUCUGGUCAUAGUCUAGUCCUAGACAAGUUUAACACAUAUAUUUUGGUCUUUUUACCUUUGAGCUGGACUGUUGCCAGAUUUUUUGGAAAAUGAAAAUCUUAGUACUAACCUAAAAUCUGAACAGAAAUAGUGUAGAAGUAGUCCUACUAGAAAAGGAUGGGUAAUUCUUGUUUAGCAAUAAAAAAAGUUUUAUCUUCAUUUUUUUAUGUUUGGUUCAAUUUUUCUUUUUAACUUAGUAUGAGGAUUUAAGUAUGCUUAUUUUCUUGUCAAAAGUUCGAAGGUUCUAUAACAUUCUUGCUAAGAUCUUCAACGAUCUUCCAUUUCCUUGCCAGGAUCUUCAAGGAUUCCUGACAUUCUUGUCAAGAUCUUUAAGGAUCUUCAAAUUUCUUGCAAAGAUCUUUAAUUUGGCCGUCAAAAUCUUCAAGGAUCUUUCUUUUUUUUGCCAGGAUCUUCAAAGAUCUUUCAAUUUCUUGCCAAGAUCUUUAAGGAUCUUUUAUUUUAUUUUAUUUUCUUUCCAAGAUCUUUAAGGAUCUUCAAAAUUUUCAACAAGAUCCUUGAAGAUCUUGGCAAGAAAAUGAGAGAUCCUGAAAGAUCUUACCAAGAAUUUGGAAGAUCCUCAAAGAAUUUUCAAAGAUCUUUAAAGGAUCUUCAAAGUUCAUGUAAAGAUCUUUGAAGAUCCAGACAAGAUCUUCAAGGAUCUUGACAGGAAAAUGAAAGAUCCUUAAAGAUCCUGGCAAGAAAGUCAAAGAUCCUUGAAGAUCUUGGCAAGAAAAUGAAGGAUCCUUGAAGAUCUUGGCAAGAAAAUCAAAGAUCCUUGAAGAUCUUGGCAAGAAAAUGAAGGAUCCUUGAAGAUCUUGGCAAGAAAAUGAAGGAUCCUUGAAGAUCUUGGCAAGAAAAUGAAGGAUCCUUGAAGAUCUUAACAAGAAUUUUGAAGAUCCUCAUGAAGAUCCUCAAGAGGAUCCUCAAAGGUCCUCAUGAAGAUCUUGUAAGAUCCUUAAAGAUCCUUGAAAGAUUUUCACCAGGGUAAAGCAUUCAAGCUUCAACAUCAUCUGCAAAUCCAAUGACUGGUUUACUACUGUAUGUAAUGGAGCCUCAAACCAAGAAACACAAUUAUAAUGGGAUUUUUCAUGCAUUUAGCCAUCCUUUGAAAUGUGCAUUUUAAAAGUGGGUGUGGAUAUCCAUUAUAUUGUGUAAAUCUCUAGCAAACUUUCCUCUUUCCUAUAUAUCAACCACAUAGAUUUUUAAAAUUAUUUGACAUUGUUCAGUUUUAAGUAACCAGUCUUCUCUUAUGCUAAAUGUAAUUUUAGGCAAAUGCAGUUUAUGAAACAGAACAUGCAGAAAGUGUUCAGAAAGGACAACACAUUCAGCCUAGUGCAAAUGGAUUCCUUCAUGCUCCUGGUAAUACUAUCUUUUUAUGACAACUGCAUGUACAGUAUAUCCAGAGAUUUAGUUCCAGUCUUUGUUUUAUUUAUCAUACAAGAAGUGCAAAGAUUUCUUUUGGAAUACUUUUAUUUUUCCUCUUUUUUAUGAUAAAUAGAUAUUUUCAGAAGACAGCGAGGUGGAAAUAAAACUUACAGAGGGAUUGCAGACAUAUUAGGAGAUAAGGUAUCAAAUGCACAAAGGUUUUUUAAAGAACCAAAAAAUUAUGUCUUUUGUACUUGACUGUAUUUUUCAAAAAUUUUAGAAAAUUCCUCCUUUUCCUUCUUUCUGAAGUGCAGAAAAGUCUUUAUCAUUCUGUUAAUAUUCAGAGACAAUUUGCCUCUGGAGAGCAAGAUUUAAAGUCUUUUCAUUAACAGGAACCAUCCAGAGGGUAUUAGAGAGAUACAUGUACCUGUUGGUCAUGGCUUGAAAAAAGUAGCCCAGCACCACUACAUGUGUUACAGCAUAACUUUAUAACUUUUUAUAAGUGACCUAAUUUUUGACAAAUCCUAUGACACCUCAACUUUAUUUUCUAUCUAAGUUUGAAAAUGAGCCAUUGGCUUGACACCCUUGAUCCAAAAAUCUAAACUCAUGUUUUAAAUCAUUCUAUAAAUUUAUUCAUUUCUCCACUUACAUGUACCUUGUUUCUUGAUUCAUGAAAAGGACUUGUUUGCUACUCUUCAUCAACGGUUUUCAUGGAUGUUAAAAGCCUGUGGAAACAGAAUAACUGAAAAGCUUCUAGAAGGACCACCAAGAGUAUGUACCUUUACAUUGGCUGUAUACAACUACUGUAUAAGCAAUGAACAGUGGUUAAAUAGCAUGCAAUUAUCAUCUUAACAUCAGUGAGUUUGUUUCACGCAACCUACAUCUUCAUGUAGUCUAUUCAUCAUUUCAAUUGUCACAGUUACAUGUACACAUAUAUAUUGUCCUAGGAGGAACUACUGACAGAUCUUGAAGCUCAUUUUGAGGAUGAUGAUCUUCAAGGUAAGUCCACAUAGUUUAGAAGGUUUACUUUUACAAUUUACCUGCACUUAAAAGUUGAUUGCUGCACUUGCAGCAGCUACAGUUGUAGCUAAUAAUUGUUUUUCUUAAUGUUUAUCCUGGUCAUCUUUCUUUCCUCUAUCGAUUAAAAAUUGAUAUACAGUACAUUUCAUUUUGCAUUUGUGAAUAUGAGUGUUAAAGAUGAUAGGUAAAUGAUAUGUAAAAAACAAUUUUACUCUUGAACACCAAGUUUUUUUUGGUUCAUUUUCACAGAAACGUCUGAUACAGAAAAGGAAACUGAGAUUCAAGAAGGUAAAAAAGUAACAUUACACAAAGAAGAAUUUGUUUAACUGUGUUACUAGGAUGGUAGGUGUUUCAAUUAACCCUUUAAACCCCUAAGAGUGACUAACAUCUAAUUUCUUCUUUCAAUAUCACCCCCAAAUUACACAGAAAGGUCACAAGAAAAAAGGAAUGAUCACCAACUAUAGUAGUUCUUUAUUAUUAAACAAAUUCUCCUUGUCAGCUCUUCAAGAAAUGUGUUGAGAACAGAUUGGAAAAUAUGUCUACUGAUGUUAGGGUGUAAAGGGUGAAAGCCAGUUGAGGGCAGUAAACCACUGCCUUAAUAAGGCCUCUCAUUGCCAUCCCUCUUCCAGGCACAGCCGUUUAUUACACCAUGGAAAAUUAAUUGACAUUCCUGGGAUAGGAAAUAAUGGCUGUUUUUGAACGUAGCAAAAUCCCAGUGGUGACCCAUAGUGUACGUGUAAUCUAAAAAAUUCAUGUCUAUGCUAUAUAGGCAAAUCUCACAUUAUAAUAACUUCAGUGAUUUAUUUUCAUCACUUGAUACCCAAGCACACUUCCUUUUUAGCUAGCCAUGAACAAUAAUGAUUGAGUUAUGCUUUGGAGAUUCACAUAAUUAUCCUUUUCGCCGUUUUACGUCUCAGAUAAAAAGGCAUACAGUGUACAUGUAGUUACAUGACACUACUGUUAUAAAUUGAAGUUUCUCUUUGAAUGCUUACCUAAUUUUCAUACUUCUUUUGAUACACUUGAACAGUGGAGGGUCAGGGGAAGGCAGAGGAACAAGAUGAGAAACUUUUAAGUUUACCUUAAGAUCUUCUUUGAAUUUUGCAUAUCUUGAUUUUCUAAUCAGGUGAAACGACUGGGCCAAUUUUUACCUCUCUUCAACACAUUUUAAAGGUACGUUGCUUGUGUUUGAUGCGAUUUAGUCUAUCAGUUGGAAUAUCCUAUCCACUGAUAUCCGUUUGGUCGCUAAUGAUGAUGCACCUUCACGAUGAAUCAGUCAAUCAUUCAACUAGUAGUUACAGCUCUUAAGAGGAGGGGGAUGGGGGACGGGAACCCAGGAGAACAGGGGGCGGGAGAGGGCGGGAAGCGGGAACAGAAAUUAAGAAGGCAUUCUUUUUUUUUUUUUUUUUUUAUUGCUUAUCAUCUAGUCUAAAAUCAGAACCCAGCAAAGUUAAUUGAUCAGUAAAUCAAUCAAUCAAUCGAUCGAUCGAUCGAUCGAUCGAUCAAUCAGUCAUUAAACCAAAAGAAACAGCUCAAAGUCAAUCAAAUUUUAAGGGCCACAAUUCGAUUGCGUUGCAAUUUUGUGCGAAAUUGUCAUCGCGAAAACUAACUGCGAUGACUUGAAGUAAUUCCAAAAACAGGUGAGCUACAGUCGUAACUGAGUUGUUAUUCUAUCAACUUGGUAUGCAGGUGUUGGGAGGUCACAAGUUCCAUUUGUUAGCUUUUCAUGUGAUUCAAGGCAAUCAAGUCAUUGUGCGCGGUGAGAAACGAAAGACUGUUGAAUCAGUCUUAAAUUGCUUGAAGGUGAGAGAUACAAAGUCAUAUAAAAAAGGCUACACCUUAGAUUAUUUCGUGUUAGAUAGUGGAGUGUAAACAUUAUUUAAUACGUCUAUUCAUCGAUUUUUGUGGGAAGCGUGUUAGCGAAAUUGAGAUGGGUUGGGAGCAAAAGGCCCUGUCUUGGGUUAAUCUAAUAAUAAUGAUGAUGAUAAUAAUAGUAAUAAUAAUAAUAAUAAUAAUAAUAAUAAUAACAAUAACAAUACUAAUAAUAAUGGUGAUAAUAAUAAUAAUAAUAAUAAUAAUAAUAGUGAUGAGAUUUAAAAGUGGGCACUCCACGAGAUAGCUCUUCUUGUCCACUGUUUCCAAGUUGAAUUGGAAUUUGAAAUUUUGCCUUUUGUGGCGGGAGGAAAACUAGUGGACUCGGAGACAAACCCUCGGAGCAAGGACGAAAACUAACAAUAACUCAACCUACAUGUGGCACCAGGUCUAGGAAUCGAACCCAAGUCGUAGGGGUGGGAGGCGGGUGCUCUCACCAUUGCGCCUUCCCCAAUCCCCAAAUUUGAUGGGUUUAUCUGCACAUUCCUUUUCUGUCAUGGUGCCUAGUGCCACAUAAUGUGACAAAAUGAGUAAGGAUUCUCACGAGGAACUGGUAACCAAAUAAGAACAAAAUACCUCUCACUUCACGCCACACAAACCUGCAUGACUUCUGGCAAUGUGGACAAUUGAAUUGUGAAGACCUGACCCCCUUCAGCGAUAUUUCGGUUGUUUGUCUCUGUUUCUUAUUCCUUUGUUUGCUGGUGCGCUUGUUUAAGCAUGGACUUUGUGUUCGCUUGUUAGGAAGUGAAGUCCCAGCUGCCUCAAAGUAACUCAAUCACUCAGUAGCACUCUUUGCCGAAUGCAUACGCGUCAUCGAUUUUUUUUAAUUUAUUUGUUAACCCCAUUAAUCAUAUCACACCACCCUUUUUCAGGUAUUGAUACCGAGUGGUUGUUGUUCAUGUAUUCCUUACAGCAAGAAAUACAAGGUACAGUUGCGAAUAGAAAAUAUGAAAACAGAAAUUGAUAAAAAAGUACUCCUCUCAAUCAGUUAUGCAGAAUGGAGUUCAGUUUAAGUUAGGCCCAUUUCGGUCCCUGGAUGUACAUUUUCUCUAUUUGUUCGUUUCCUUUUUUUUUUUAAUCCAUAAUUACAAUUACAAUCAUCACUAUCAUCAUCCAUGUAAAUAUGUUGAGAAGGAGGCCUCAUUUAAGAUAGGUCGUAAAUUCUAGUUGGAAACAGCUUAAAAACACGUUACCUUUCAGAACUCGUUUUUUUAAACGUGAAAUCUAUAGCAAUAAAUAGCUGUCAAAAGCUUGGCCUGUCUUGAAAGAUGCCCUGCAAAUUAUGUAUAAUCAGUGAAAAGGACGAGAGAUCUUCAGAGAAGAGUUCAUUAGCUCAACUGCUUUGAAGAUGGACGUUGACUUUAAUAUCCUCCUAGAAGUUUUAUAUCCGCGGCACUAGUCAGCAACUUUUCUUUUUUUUUUCUCUUUUUAUUCUGUCUGACUCGUUUAGGAUUCAUGGCGGUGUAAUUUCCUGGGUCUUGCUCCAGGGGUAGAGAUUCCUUCGCAUGUGUUGUCAUCAGAUCUCUUUGUUUUGCUUGAUAUCAUAUCACCUCGAGAGCAGGUAAGAAAAAGCGUUGACGUAGUGAUAAUCCCAGUUAUUGUCUUUUCUUGAUACUGAAACAAAACUGACUUGAAUAUGAAGCAAUUAUACUUAUAAUGUCAGAAACCUGUUUGUACCACAUUCGUCAUCCUUCAGAGCUAGGUAGAAUCACAGGUUAGUUCCUAGGGUUUGCCCUCUUUGAAUAGUUACCACCUCUUCAAAAUUUCCAUCCCUUACCAAGGUCCAGGUCCCUGAAGCUUCUGGCUCGGAGCAGCAAAGGUCAGUGUAUUUUUUUUUCUGAUUUCAUGAGUUAUAAUCAAUUAGGACAAGUUUUGAUGGUCGUCGCGGUAAACGUUUUGUUAUCACCUUUCUCUUAUAUUGAAAUAGAGAUGAAGAACAAGACUUUCUUGGGUAUGGCUUUGUUGUUUUUGGUAAAGAGAAUGCUACAGGUAGGAUUCAGUCUCUUUUCGGUCCUAAAGGAGGUCUUCUAAAGUAUUUCGUUGCUGUUCUUGUUGUUGCUUUUUUCUUUUUUCCCAGAGUAUAGUAAGAAAUGCGUUUUGACCCAAUGAGGGAUGUAAUGUUUUACCUUCUGUUGAGGGUUAUGAUCAGAAUCUUGAUGACAUACCCCUGAUGCAUGGUCAUACUGACCGAUCACAACCGACGUACGCCACCCGAGUCUUGAGCCAAUCACAUCACGGCUAAACUGACUGAUCAUUUUACACGAAUCGGACUUAAUGAAUGACUCGAAUGACAAUGGCACUUCACUUGACUUUGAUGAUGACAUCCGCUCAGAUCGUAGAAACGUUAGUCGCUGCUACCAGCUACAGUCGCUCUCAGCACUACCCUCACCCGGAAGAUCAGACUACACGAUCAUACUAUAUUCACUGCUACCUAAAACAGUCUUCAUCGGGUCCAUGCCAAGCCCCUAAAAUGUAGAUCCUUUCAAAUCUCUGGCUGGUUCUUAUUGGGUAGUCUGUGCUCUUUCAACUAUAUCUGUAGAUCCCACCGUUCUCCAGAAAGUAGAAGGCGCCCUGGCGAAUGAUUCUCUCUCGGAUGCAGUUUUUGAUCAGCUGUUGACUUGUCUGAAGGAAGAAUGGAUGGAGUAAGUCGCAAUUUAACCCUUUAACCCCUGAGAGUGACCAGCAUCUAAUUUCCCCGUACAAUAUCACCCCUGAAUCACACAUUAAUGUCAUGAGAAUAAAGGAAAUGAUCACCAAUUAAAGAAACUCUUGAAUGUUAAACAAAUCCUCCAUGUCAGCACCUUAGUAAAUGUACAGUGAACAGUAUGGAGAAUAUGAAUACUGAAGGUGUAAAGGGUUAGAGCUUUCUGAAUUUUUUCGAAAAGCAUGCUAUCCGCAUCUUACUCCCAAUUUCUCACUUUUUACAUUUUUGUAGCAAAGUAAAAGUGAUUUUCAAGUUUUCAAGGUCAGGUCCAAGUACCAAGGAGGAUAAAGAGAAGUAAGUUUAAAUCAUUUGUAUUUUCUUUAGCUAGAUAACUUCGUUCCAAAUCUUGUAUCAGUUUGAGUCCAACUAUUUGUGGAUAAUUCUUGCUGAUACACGCUGCUGAUACACUCUGCAUUUACCCCAUCAAAUUCCUUACACAAAAAAUUAGGGUGUGAUAUCAGCCGUGUCAUGCAUGAUCAUAGAUCACUUUUUUCCCACUGUUCAAACGUUUAAUUCAAACUUUCAUCUUGCAAUCUUCCCCUUCCUCUCGAAUUUUAUCCAUCCGUCGUACUCAAUGUUUCGCGCUAUCAUUUGAUUUUCGGGAUAACUUUUUCAACUGAGUUAAUAAUAUAAAUUGGCCACCGUAUGUAAAGAGUUUCUAAAGCUGAGGUUUUGUCAGAGCGAGUGACGAAGGGCUAACGCUCUAAACGUCAGCUUUAGAAACUCUUUACGGUGGCAAAUCUACCUUAUCAACCAAUUUACAAAACCAAAUUAUCCCGUGAUACCCUCCGCCCACACAGCUUCACAGUUUCUUUAAAAACUUACCCCUGAUAUUCAAGCUAGUUUGGUCGAGGAAAAUAAUUUUAAAAAAAGCAGAGAAUCGGAAACUGCUCCCAUUUCAUCCCCAGUUUUCACGCAGCCAUAUUUCCUCAUAUCUUUUACCGAUAGUGGCAUCAGCCUCAUAUUUACACAGUCUUCUUCAACCACGAGAAGUUUUCAUUUUGAGGAACACAUUUGCCUAUGCUUUGUAUGGUUGAUCAUUAUCUGCAGCUUGAUUUAAUGGUACCUUGUUAUACCCGUUACAGACUUCUGAAAAUUCUUGGUGCAAAACCCGAAGACGAGAUUGUUCUGAAGUUUUGGAUGACAGGACUCAACAAACAGUACCGUUCCCAUCUGCUGACUUGUAGUAGUACUGGCUCAUCCUCUUAAUCCUCGUUUACCAAUCCAACUUGUUACGACUUUUCUUAAUUUUGUGUCGUGAUUCCUGCGGCACUGCAAAGCUCGUACCGAGCUUGCAGGUGUUAUACUUCCUUGCUGAUUAGCUAAGGAAGUCUUGCUAUUGUCCUAUUUUUACAUCACGAUCAGAGGUACAGAGAGGAACCCCUGAGGAAUAUUGUGGCGUAUUAAUUAUACCUGAUGUACCAGCAAUGCCGGGCUUACUAAUGCAGAUUUUGCAAAAUCACUGCGGCACUCGCUCAAAGGCACAGUAUGAUACCAGAUAUCAGCCCUUUAAAGGCGCCUUUUGCAGCCGCUGACCAUUCGUAAAUUAGUUCAAUAAGGAGCCCAUUACUCAUGGGCUCCUGGCUCAACCCAAAAUUCCCAACUCAUGGGGUACAUGCACCUAACCCUUGUCUGCAGUGCUUGGCCGGGGCUUGUCUAUUCCUUCGUUGAUUUGACAAGUGCUUCGCUACUUGUGGUUGAAGACGCAUUACAGGGUGAGAAAUGAAGGAAAGUUGUGAAAAUGUAAGCGUUUCUCUACAGAGAAAUGCCUUUAAUUUUAAAUGUGGAGUUCAGCAUCGUUUCGUCAUAUUGUUCCUUUAAGAAGUUGCUAAAGGGAGAGGGCUGGGGCAAAAACGGAGUGAUCUUUCAUUGUAUGUAUUUUAAGAUCUUUGUAGAAGCACAGCAGUGAAAUUUGAAAAAUAUAUACGCCUUCUCCCCUAUGGAAGGAAAUUCCUUUUAAGGAUUGAACUGAUGUUGUUGAAAUGAGAGAAGCAGGGUUCUUAUUGAGAACUCACAACCGGAAGCAACGUAACAGAUCAUUACAUGUAAUAUAAUUUGAUUAGCGCUUCCCUCCUAGUUCGUAGCUUGCCCCCUUGUUCCUGGGAAUGCUAGUUCCUCAAACGUCAUACAUCACCACUUUUUAC